Tauraco erythrolophus (red-crested turaco) is the source of this 941-nucleotide messenger RNA. The record is from RefSeq and is a predicted model, not a curated record. NCBI's taxonomy places the organism in Eukaryota, Metazoa, Chordata, Aves, Musophagiformes, Musophagidae.
AUGGAAUUUAUUGAGCUGCUUAAAGUAAUGAAAGUGAAACUAAACCAGGAAGUCCGUAAAGUAAGUGAGAGUAUCAAGUAUAACCACCCUUUGAGAAAGUGCGUUGAUACAAUACUGAGAAAGUGCCCUACUGAGUACCAGGCAAGAAUGGGUAGGAACAUGGAUGAUUAUGAAGAUUUUGAUGAAAGACAGAACACUUACCCAAGUGAAAAAAGUUUGGUCAAACUUCACAAGCAGGUAAUCUAUUCAGUACAGAGACAUCGUCGUACACAAGUCCAGUGGCAAAUUCUUUUGGAACAAGCAUUUUACCUAGAAGAUGUAGCGAAAAAUGAAACCAGUGCAACUCGUCGGUUUGUUCAUACCUUUCAUUCCCAGGAACCAGAGAAUAAAAUCAUUCAGUAUUUCUACACACCAACUGUUGAGUGGUACUGGGAGUGUCUUCUACGGCCAUGGUUUUACAGGGUGCUUGCAGUUGUUUUGGCCACGUUCUCUGUAAUUGUUGUGUGGUCAGAGUGCACAUUUUUCAGCACAAAACCAGUUUUAUCUCUGUUUGCAGUUUUCAUACAGCUGGCAGAAAAGACAUAUAAUUACAUAUACAUAGAGAUGGCCUGUUUUCUUACCAUUUUUUUCCUAAGUAUCUGUGUUUACUCUACUGUCUUCAGGAUCCGUGUAUUUAACUAUUAUUACUUAGCUUCACAUCAUCAGACAGAUGCGUACAGUCUCCUUUUCAGUGGCAUGUUAUUUUGCCGUCUUACUCCACCAUUAUGCUUGAACUUUUUGGGCUUGACCCAUAUGGAUGCAACAAUCUCUCACAAAAACACUCAGCCAACUGCUUAUACGUCUAUCAUGGGAUCCAUGAGAGUGCUGUCCUUCAUUGCAGAUGGAUUCUAUAUAUAUUACCCAAUGCUUGUUGUUAUUCUCUGUAUUGCUACAUACUUUAG